AUGAGUUCUACACAACCAUUUCCUAAUGUCCAUCUAUUGGCACAAUCGAAGCAGUUGCUUGGCUUGUACACUAUCAUCAGAGAUAGCCUUACUAAGAGAUCUGAUUUCAUAUUUUACUCUGAUAGAAUCAUCAGGUUGUUGGUCGAAGAAGGUUUGAACCAUUUGCCAGUAACUCCAAAGACUAUUACCACUGACACAAACCAGAAAUUCGAAGGUUGUUCCUUCCUAGGUAAGAUUUGCGGUGUUUCUAUUGUAAGAGCAGGUGAAUCCAUGGAACAAGGUUUGAGAGACUGUUGCAGAUCGGUUCGUAUUGGUAAGAUUUUGAUUCAAAGAGAUGAGGAAACUGCUAUGCCAAAGUUGUUUUAUGAAAAACUACCUGAAGAUAUCGCUGAUAGAUACGUUUUCUUGUUGGAUCCGAUGUUAGCUACUGGUGGUUCUGCUAUCAUGGCUACCGAAGUGUUGAUUCAAAGAGGUGUGUUGCCAGAAAGAAUCUUCUUCUUGAACUUAAUCUGUUCCAAGGAAGGUAUCGAUAACUACCAUGCUAAAUUCCCAAAUGUCAGAAUCGUUACCGGUGCUAUAGAUGCAGGUUUGGACGAAAACAAAUAUUUAAUGCCAGGUUUGGGUGAUUUCGGUGACAGAUACUACUGCAUCUAA
Molecule: messenger RNA, 654 nt
Organism: Kluyveromyces lactis
Lineage: Eukaryota; Fungi; Ascomycota; Saccharomycetes; Saccharomycetales; Saccharomycetaceae
Gene: FUR1
Product: uracil phosphoribosyltransferase
Exons: 1
Coding region: 1-654 (217 amino acids)
Source: RefSeq, a predicted model, not a curated record